Molecule: messenger RNA, 962 nt
Organism: Ceratitis capitata (Mediterranean fruit fly)
Lineage: Eukaryota; Metazoa; Arthropoda; Insecta; Diptera; Tephritidae
Exons: 2
Coding region: 121-924 (267 amino acids)
Source: RefSeq, a predicted model, not a curated record
ACACGUGUAUGACAAUAGAAAAUUUUUUAUUUUAAUAUAACUGCAUUAAAGAUUGGCAUUACCAUUCCGAAUGUAGCUUUCUACGUGAGCACAAGCUCCACCACACCAGUAUCUAAUAUUAUGGCCAAGCUUUUAUUUUUAUUAAUUUUUACUUUCUGUCUGGCGUUGCAGCAUGCCAAGGCAUUUCCGCACAAUGUCGCAACAUCAGAAGAGUCUACAGAGCUUGGGAUGACAAAGGACUUCGAAAGAGGGUUAGCUAAAAACACAACAACAACUGCGCAAAUCACAACUCCUGCUGCGGCAGAACAAAGCACUGAUUCUACACAAGAAACCGAUACCGAUUCUAUCGAAGAUUUUUCUUAUCUUCCAGUAUUGUAUAACACAACCAUAAAUCGCCUUACACUCGCCACACUUAAAAUUGCACAAUAUCACCUAAAUACUCUUCUAACUGUCGGCCACGAUUAUAUUACCGCUGCACUGAAGACCUUGAAUGAAUUGCCUAAUAAGACGUCAAACAUUCAAGCGAACAUAACGCGUCUGAGAGAUUUAUUAAAGCGUGUGGAAGGAGUUGAUUUGACGAAAAAGGAUUUAGAUAGCUUUCUAAACAAAACUGAUCUCAUGUAUAAAUUAGGAGAUUUAUAUGGAGAUUAUCCCAAACUCCUGCGUUCAUUAGAAAUUGAUGAUGAUGUGCUGAGCGAAUUAUAUAAUACUCUUGGUUUACGAAUUAAAGCUUCAUUGAAGGAGAAUGUUAAGAAAUUAACUAAAAUUUUUCAUAAUUUCUUUGAUGAACUGGAUGAGAAGGAUAAGCUGAGAUAUGCAGAAUUAAUUAAACUUUAUGAUGACUUCAAAUCGCAUGAUAUGGAUUUAGAUAAAUUCGGCGAUGCUUUGUUUCUACUUACUUACUUACUUACCAAUUCCGUUUGAUAAAUUCAAAUGAAAAAAUAAUGAUAUUAUUAUCAAAA